Venustampulla echinocandica is the source of this 981-nucleotide messenger RNA. RefSeq lists its product as uncharacterized. Gene Ontology annotation, molecular function: DNA-binding transcription factor activity, RNA polymerase II-specific; protein dimerization activity; RNA polymerase II cis-regulatory region sequence-specific DNA binding. The record is from RefSeq and is a predicted model, not a curated record. NCBI's taxonomy places the organism in Eukaryota, Fungi, Ascomycota, Leotiomycetes, Helotiales, Pleuroascaceae. Gene Ontology annotation, biological process: regulation of transcription by RNA polymerase II. Bases 1 to 981 code for a protein of 326 amino acids. The transcript is spliced from 2 exons.
AUGAACUGCACUAUUAACCCAACCUCAGCCUGUGAAACUAGCUUUUGCGGUGAUGGCCAGAAGAGUUGUCUGGGGACUAUCUCUAGUCCGACAAGCCAAGUUCUAGAUGAGCUGGAGAAUGCUACGGCAAACACAUUCGAAGACUGGAUGAUUUCAUCGGCACAUUCAUGGCUUGGGAGCUCGGUUCAAGAUUCGGUCUUCGGGAAUACUUCCUGGGACCCGUUUGAAAAGGUAGCUGCCACCAAAAGUCAAGCAGCUAGUCAGCCGAACGAAAUCGCACCUCCAACAGAGCCUCCGCAGCUGAACUUCGUUCCCAACUUAGAAGAAACAGCCCUUGACCUCAGUAUAUUGCCAGAUGGUUUUAUGCCGAACUUCCCUUCGGUAAAAUUUAUGCCUACCACGAAGCAUCUACAUCGCCACGAGAAGACAGAAGAAGGGCAUAUCAAACUGGAACUUCCCCUCGGGCAGCCGACUCCCAUCGACAUUAUAGAGAAAUCUCGAGAUGCUCCAAGGGAGCCCCGUCGGGGCUCUAGACCGCGUCGAAUGUCGACGAGGGCACUUAAGGCACAAAAUGCCAACAAGAAAGAACCAAGGGCCGCCCCAAAAGCAAGCGAGGUCUCAUCAAAACGCAGAAAAUACUUGCACGAUAAUUCAAAAUCUCACUCAGCUCAGCACAAUAAAUGUCGCCCAACAUGUUCUUCAUCUAAUAGCCCUGCAAUCUCAGCAGAAACGCGCACGAACCACAAUCUUAUUGAAAAGCAGUAUCGCAACCGUCUAAACAUACAAUUUGAAUCGCUGAUGGGGACCCUACCGAAGGGGAUCCUAGGCGAGAAGAAAGCUGGGAAGGCCGAGGUGUUGGUAUAUGCUAAUAAAUAUAUACAGGAGUUGGAGCAAGAACUAAAGGACGUGGAAGCGAAAAAUUCGGCUUUACAGAGGAGUGUAAAGGGCUUGGAGCGGAGGUAUCUUGUAAUGAUGCAGUAG